Molecule: messenger RNA, 843 nt
Organism: Neocloeon triangulifer
Lineage: Eukaryota; Metazoa; Arthropoda; Insecta; Ephemeroptera; Baetidae
Product: cuticle protein 19.8-like
Exons: 4
Coding region: 62-661 (199 amino acids)
Cellular component (GO): chitin-based extracellular matrix
Molecular function (GO): structural constituent of chitin-based larval cuticle
Source: RefSeq, a predicted model, not a curated record
CUGCAGGGGAGGAGUGGUCUCGUUUUCUGCACGCUAUAAGUGCCAGUGCGGGCUGAUCCUCAUGCUCAUAACUACAACUAUCAUAGCAGAGAAGAAGAUGAUCUACACCAAGUUUUUGGCACUUCUGCUGACUCUUUCCGCCUACGGCGCCUCUGCUCAAGAGCUGGCAAACCGGCUCUCCACAGUAGAAUGGGAGGCAUAUCAUGACCACGAGCACCAGGGCCCGGGAAGCUACGCGUACGGUUACGACGUGCAGGAUCCCUUAACAGGCAACGUCCAGUUCAAAGAAGAGUCCCGGAAGCCAGACGGAACGGUCAGGGGCAGCUACGGCCUUGUCGAGCCCGACGGCAACGUCAGGAUUGUCCAUUAUGUCGCCGACAGCAAAGGAUUCAGGGUCCGCAUCGAGAAUUCAGCCAAGCCUGACGAAUUCCAUCCGGCGCAGAGGAGAAUCGACGAGGCUCCGGUGCACCGCCGGCUCAUCGAUGGCAAAUACGGCCAAAGAUUGCUGCGGAGGCCCAUUGUCGUGGGGCCCGUGGCACCCACCGCUCAAACCCAACUUACAGCGCCGGCUGCAUCUCAAACUGUCUAUGUGAUACCUGCAGAAAAUACGCACACUCAAUUCGUGCAAUACCUGCAACCUGCGUAUUUCCAAUCAAAAUAAUUUUUGAUGAAAUUAUUUUUUCAAAAAUAUUUAUAAAAGUUCAAAUCAAAUUAGAAAAUUUGAGAUUGUAAAAUUUGGGUAAAUAUUAAGUGUGAAACUUAUACUCAAUGUAUUAUUUGAUUGUUUUUGUGUUAAAUGUGUAUUUCUUAUUUUAUAAGUCCUGUAUCACUUUUAUUUUUCAU